This is a messenger RNA of Elephantulus edwardii (Cape elephant shrew), 3771 nucleotides long. RefSeq names its product WNK lysine deficient protein kinase 4 (gene WNK4). Gene Ontology annotation, biological process: renal sodium ion absorption; positive regulation of sodium ion transmembrane transporter activity; monoatomic ion homeostasis. NCBI's taxonomy places the organism in Eukaryota, Metazoa, Chordata, Mammalia, Macroscelidea, Macroscelididae. The record is from RefSeq and is a predicted model, not a curated record. Gene Ontology annotation, molecular function: protein serine/threonine kinase activity; potassium channel inhibitor activity; ATP binding. The transcript has 18 exons. Gene Ontology annotation, cellular component: cytoplasm; cytosol. The coding region runs from base 1 to 3771 and encodes 1256 amino acids.
AUGCUGGCCCCGCCAGCCCCGGAGACCACGGUCCCCAUGUCUCAGACCGAGGCGGACCUGGCCCUGCGGCCCCAGCUGCCGCUUGCCGCGUCGGGACCACCCCGCGCCGGGGCCCCUCCUCGCCGAGUGCGCCGCUUCUCCGGGAAGACCGAGCCACGGCAGCGCUCGUGCCGCCCCGGUCGCCGCAGCUCUGUCGACUUGGGGUUGCUGAGCUCUUGGUCCCAGCCAGCCUCCCCCGUUCCAGAGCCCCCAGACCCUCCGGACUCCGCUGAUCCCUGCUCCAAGAGCAGCCCACCGCCCAACUCCAGAGAGCCCCCUGAGGACACGUGGACCAGAGAAGCCCCAGGGAAAGCUGCAGACUCUGUGCAUUCCCAACUCCAGGGCUCCGCAGGAGUCCCUGCACCUGGGGAGCCUCCAAGGAUCCCCGAAGCUGCAGCCCGAGAACGGCGGCGGGAGCUGGAGGAGAAAGAGGACACAGAGACACAGGCUGUAGCGACGUCCCCAGACGGCCGAUACCUCAAGUUUGACAUCGAGAUUGGACGGGGCUCCUUCAAGACGGUGUAUCGAGGGCUGGACACGGACACCACGGUGGAAGUGGCUUGGUGUGAGCUGCAGACCCGGAAACUGUCUCGGGCCGAGCGGCAACGCUUCUCUGAGGAGGUGGAAAUGCUCAAGGGGCUGCAGCACCCCAACAUCGUUCGCUUCUACGACUCGUGGAAGUCGGUGCUGAGGGGCCAGGUUUGCAUCGUGCUGGUCACCGAACUCAUGACCUCGGGCACGCUCAAGACGUACCUGCGGCGGUUCCGAGAGAUGAAGCCUCGAGUCCUCCAGCGCUGGAGCCGUCAGAUCCUACGGGGCCUUCAUUUCCUACACUCUCGGGUUCCCCCCAUCUUGCACCGGGAUCUCAAGUGCGACAAUGUCUUCAUCACAGGCCCUUCGGGCUCAGUCAAGAUUGGAGACCUUGGCCUGGCCACACUCAAGCGCGCCUCCUUCGCCAAGAGCGUCAUUGGAACCCCGGAGUUCAUGGCCCCUGAGAUGUAUGAGGAAAAGUACGAUGAGGCGGUGGACGUGUACGCGUUUGGCAUGUGCAUGCUGGAAAUGGCCACCUCGGAAUACCCGUACUCAGAGUGCCAGAACGCUGCACAAAUCUACCGCAAGGUCACUUCGGGCACAAAGCCGAACAGCUUCUACAAGGUGAAGAUGCCGGAGGUGAAGGAGAUCAUCGAAGGCUGCAUCCGCACGGAUAAGAAUGAGAGGCUCACCAUCCAGGACCUGCUGGCCCAUGCCUUCUUCCGCGAGGAGCGCGGCGUGCACGUGGAGCUGGCGGAGGAGGACGAUGGCGAAAAACCGGGCCUCAAGCUCUGGCUGCGCAUGGAAGACGCGCGGCGUGGGGGGCGGCCGCGGGACAACCAAGCCAUCGAGUUCCUGUUCCAGCUUGGGCGGGAUGCGGCCGAAGAAGUGGCACAGGAGAUGGUGGCUCUGGGCUUGGUCUGCGAAGCUGAUUACCAACCAGUGGCCCGAGCAGUGCGCGAGCGGGUCGCUGCCAUCCAGCGAAAGCGUGAGAAGCUUCGCAAAGCUCGAGAAUUGGAGGCCCUCCCACCUCCUCCAGGGCCCCUUCCAGCCACAGUCCCCAUGGUUCCUGGCCCCCCUAGUGCCUUCCCCACUGAGCCAGAGGAGCCUGAGGCAGACCAGCACCAACCCUUCCUUCUCCGCCAUGCCAGCUACUCAUCUACCACCUCGGAUUGCGAGACUGAUGGCUACCUCAGCUCCUCUGGCUUCCUGGAUGCCUCAGACCCUGCCCUUCAGCCCCCUGGGAGGCUGCUAUCCAGCCCCGCUGAGUCCCAUCUCCGCCUGCCCUCGGCAUUUGCUCUGUCUAUUCCACGUUCGGGCCUUGGCAGUGAUUUUGCCCCUGGUGACAGCUAUGCCUCUGAUGCAGCAUCAGGCCUUAGUGACAUAGGAGAAGGAAUGGGACGGAUGAGGAGACCCCCAGGGAGAAAUCUCCGGCGCAGACCCCGAUCCCGGCUGCGGGUCACUAAUGUCUCAGACCAGAAUGACAGAGUGGUUGAGUGCCAGCUACAAACACACAACAGCAAGAUGGUGACCUUCCGAUUUGAUCUGGAUGGCGACAGCCCAGAGGAGAUUGCAGCUGCCAUGGUAUAUAAUGAGUUUAUUCUGCCCUCGGAGCAAAAUGGAUUCUUGAGUCGCAUUCGGGAGAUUAUCCAGCGAGUGGAGACCUUGUUGAGGAGAGACACUGGCCCUGUGGAGGCAGUUGAGGAUGCCUUGGGCUCCCAGGAGGAACCAGCACCAGUACCUGCCCUCUUGGGUCCCCUCCCAGAUGCUGCCCGUGCAGAGUCCCAGAGCAGCAACACCCUGGAGCAAAGGAGCUGGGCAGCCUUCCCCACUUCCCCAUCUUCUCCUGGAACCCCCUUAUCUCCUGCAAACCCAUUUUCCCCUGAAAGUCCUCAUUUCCCAGGUCCCAUCUUCCCCUUUGCCUCUCCUUUGUGUCUUCCUAGUCUUUCCCCAUUUCCUCUCAUUUCUUCCCAAGUCUCCUCACAGCCCCCUCCACAUACUCCUAGCUCUCCACUUCCUCUCACUCCCAUUACAUCCCAGUUUCCAAUCCUGUCUUCUCAGGUUCCCCAGAAUUCCCUCCCGGCUGGCCCCACACCCUCAGUAUCUCCCAUUUGUUCCCAGGUCACUCAUAAUCCCCCUUCCUUUCCUCCAAGCCCUUCACCUCCACCCCUUCCCUCCACCACAGCAGCCCCAGCCACCCCACUCCUCUCUCUGGCUAGUGCCUUUUCCCUGGCUGUCAUGACUGUAGCACAGUCCCUGCUGUCCCCCUCGCCUGGGCUGCUUUCCAGGUCUCUUCCAGCUCCUCCUGGACCCAUCCCCAGCCUCCCUCCUUCCCCUUCUCUUGCUCCUUGUGGCCAGGAGAGCCCUUCAGCCCUCACAGCUGAGAUGGAAACUGAGGUCUCCCAAAAUCCUGCCCGGCCAUUCAUGGGUGAAGCCAGACUGGCACCCAUCUCUGAAGAGGGAAAGCCCCAGCUCGUUGGGCGUUUCCAAGUGACUUCAUCUAAAGAGCCAGCUGAGCCUCUUCUGGAGCUGUCACCCCCAACACUUUCAGGUCCUCUGAAGUCUCCAACUCCUCAGCUGACCUCAGAGAGCUCAGACACGGAGGACAGUACUGGCAGUGGGCCAGAGACCAGGGAGGCUCUGGCAGAGAGUGACCGUGCUGCUGAGGGCAUGGGGGCUGGAGCCGAGGAGGAAGGGAGCAGUGGGAAGGAGCCCCGAAGAGGGGCCAGCCCCCCACCCCUGAGCCAUCCCAGCCCAGUGUGGAUGAACUACUCCUACAGCAGCCUGUGUCUGAGCAGUGAGGACUCAGAGAGCAGUGGAGAGGAUGAAGAGUUUUGGGCUGAGUUACAAGGUCUUCAGCAGAAGCACUUGUCAGAAGUAGAAGCUCUCCAGAUGCUGCAGAAAAAGGAAAUUGAGGACUUGUACAGUCGGCUCGGGAAACAGCCCCCACCAGGCAUCGUGGCCCCAGCCGCUAUGCUGUCCAGUCGCCAGCGACGCCUCUCCAAGGGCAGCUUCCCCACCUCCCGCCGUAACAGCCUGCAGCGCUCAGAGCCUCUGGGCCCAGGCAUCAUGCGAAGGAACUCCCUGAGUGGCAGCAGCGCCGGCUCCCAGGAGCAGCGGGCAAGCAAGGGGGUGACAUUCGCCGGGGAUGUUGGCAGGAUGGUGAGGGCGGGCCCACAGGAGGGAGAGCCCAGGGAGUGA